Ricinus communis (castor bean) is the source of this 726-nucleotide messenger RNA. RefSeq names its product nucleolar protein 16. The transcript has 3 exons. The record is from RefSeq and is a predicted model, not a curated record. Gene Ontology annotation, cellular component: nucleolus. Gene Ontology annotation, biological process: ribosomal large subunit biogenesis. NCBI's taxonomy places the organism in Eukaryota, Viridiplantae, Streptophyta, Magnoliopsida, Malpighiales, Euphorbiaceae. Bases 55 to 627 code for a protein of 190 amino acids.
UAAUUUACUAAAACCCGGCAAAAACCCUAAUUGCCCGAGGCACAGAAAGGAGAGAUGGGAAGGUCAAGAAGGAAAUACAGGGAAUCGAGAGCAAAGGUAAGCGUAGGUCUACCUAAGAGGAACCCAAACGUUUUCAAGGCAGCAUUUAAUUUCCCUCCAAAGCUUCGUUCUUUAGUUGACGCCGAUCGUUCCAAAUGGGACGACAAAGCUAGCGUCAUCCAAAACUACAAAUCAUUCGGCGUUGUUUCGAACCCUAACUUGCUCGGUGUUCGAUCCCGCACUUCUCACAUCGUUCAGACCGAAUCGCUCCAAGUCCCUCCUUCGCCACCUCCUGAAGGUCCCAUAGACGAAUUCGAACCCACCGAUUCCGGCAGCGAUCUCGAAGAAGAUGAUCUGAAAUCAGCCCUUGGGAAGAAACGGAGAGAUGGGAAAAGUGCACCAUUGCAACCAUUGACCACUAUGCAACGUAUUCAUAUUGGGCGGCUCAUUGAAAAAUAUGGAGAUAACUACCAGGCUAUGUUCAUGGAUUCAAAAUUAAAUGUGAUGCAGCAUUCAAUUGCAACUCUUGAGAAAUUCUGCAAAAGAUAUCUCUCUUAUAGAGAUAAGAAUCCCCUAAUCUUGUCUUGAUUGAGAAUUAGUUUGGUUUAGUUCCAAGAUGUUGUGCAAGUAUGAUGCAAGUUAUUUUCAUUGAAUGGGAAAUCAUUUGUCCAGUUUUCUAUGUCUUAA